This is a messenger RNA of Penicillium daleae, 1572 nucleotides long. RefSeq lists its product as uncharacterized. Gene Ontology annotation, cellular component: membrane. Gene Ontology annotation, molecular function: carbohydrate:proton symporter activity. The record is from RefSeq and is a predicted model, not a curated record. Lineage: Eukaryota; Fungi; Ascomycota; Eurotiomycetes; Eurotiales; Aspergillaceae. Gene Ontology annotation, biological process: carbohydrate transport; transmembrane transport. The coding region runs from base 1 to 1572 and encodes 523 amino acids. The transcript has 6 exons.
AUGUCGUCGGGGGGAAAAGCUGAUGUUCUUCAUUGCGAGGACGGGUCAACCCCGGAUCUCUUGGACUACGCCUUUGAGGGCGAGAAUCGCGAGCAUGAGAUGGGUGUGUGGGAAGCGGCCAAGAGCCACCCUUGGGCUUGCCUAUGGGCAUUCGUUAUGUGCUUCACCAUUGUCAUGGAAUCUUUCGACAUGUUUCUGAAUGGGAACUUUGUCGCACUGGGCGCUUUCCAACGGCAAUACGGUGUCCUAAUUGACGCGGCAAAUGAUAUAUAUGCCAUCCCAACCCGAUGGCAAAGUGCUCUCUUCCAGGCCGGUCAAUGUGGAGCGUUUGUCGGUGUUCUGAUGGCGGGACCGAUCACGGACCGUCUGGGCUAUCGCUGGACGACUAUAUUGGCGUUGGUCCUCAUGAAUGCGACGAUCUUCAUUUCUUUCUUCGCCGACUCCCUUGCCGUUCUGACCGUGGGGCAAGCAUUGGAAGGUGUCCCGUGGGGAUUAUUUAUUGCGAACUCACCCGCCUACGCAAGCGAGGUCGUGCCCCUCGCCCUUCGGGGUGCUUGCACGGCGACUCUGCAAAUGAGCUGGUCGAUCGGUGGAAUUAUAGUCGCAGCUGCCACCUAUGGAUAUAAUCAGCGGGACGAUCAGUGGGCUUGGCGAGUGCCGCUUGCUUUGCAAUGGAUCUUCCCCACCCCCCUCUUGAUUCUCGUCUUCUUCGCUCCAGAAUCUCCCUGGUGGCUGAUUCGUCAUGGACGUAAGGAAGAGGCCCUUCGCUCCAUCAAACGACUCGGUACUGGAGACCCAGAGACGGCCCAACAGACAUUCGCUAUGGUGCAGCGAACCGUGGAGAUCGAAACUCAGAUGGGCGGUAAUCCGAGAUUCCUCGACCUUUUCAAGGGUACUGAUUUACGGCGAACAAUUAUUAUCUGCUUGAUGUACGCGUCGCAAAAUUUUGCGGGUAAUCUAAUUGCGAAUCAGGCAACCUUUUUCUUCGAGCAAGCUGGAAUUUCGUCAAACCGUUCUUUCGAGCUUAGCCUGAUCAAUUCGUGUUUGGGAUUCGUUGCCAACGUCUGCUCUUGGUUUAUUUCGUCAUGGUUCGGUCGUCGAACUAUCUAUCUUUGGGGCACAGCAACCAACAUUACUCUACUAAUCAUUCUAGGUAUCUGUGCUUCUAUCAAGCAGAAUCAAUCGACUAAUUAUGCCCAAGCGUGCCUUGGCAUCAUCAUCUCCUUCGUUUUUGCGGGUACCCUUGGACCCAUCUCAUACACCAUUAUUUCUGAGACCUCGUCGGUCCGUCUUCGGGCUUUGAGUACUGGAGUUGGUCGUGCCGCUUACUAUGUCGCGGAGAUUCCUAUGAUUUACCUGGCCUCUCAGAUGCUCAACACCACGGGAUGGAAUCUUGCUGGCAAAUGCGGUUACGUCUGGGCAGCUACUGCUUGCGUCUGUUGGAUCGGUGCCUACUUUUGCCUCCCUGAGCUGAAGCACCGCACUUAUCGCGAAAGUGAUAUCUUGUUCAACCGCAAGGUUGCUGCGAGGAAGUUCAAGUCGACCGUCAUUAGCGUCACGGAGAAUGAGUAA